CUUGGGUAUGGGGCAGGCUGGCCCAGAGCCCCGCCCCAGGAGGUGGGGCUGGAGGCUCAGGACAGAGGGACUGUGACCUGUCGACUGGCUCUACUCAGGCCAGCUGCCACCGCCACCCAUGGGGAACAGCCAGUGUGUCCCUCAGGCCCCUAGGAGGCUCAGGGCCUCUUUUUCCAGAAAACCCUCGCUGAAGGGAAACAGAGAGGAGGGUGCACGGAAGCUAGCUGGCCUGUUUGGCUCCGAGGCCGGUCCGGAUGGGGACACCACUGCCGACAAGAUCUUCCACUACCUCCCUGGGACGAACAUCCCAGGCCUGGAGAGACAGCAAGAAAACCUAGAGCAGCCUUUCCUGAGUGUGUUCAAGGCGGGGCGGCGGAGGGCGCCCGUGAGGAGCCUGGGCAAGGUCGUGCACUACGCCAAGGUCCAGCUGCGUUUCCAGCACAGCCAGGACGUCAGUGACUGCUACCUGGAGCUCUUCCCCUCCCACCUGUACUUUCAGGCUCACGGUUCCGAAGGACUCACCUUCCAGGGGCUGUUACCACUGACAGAGCUGAGUGUCCGCCCGCUCGAGGGGUCCCGAGAGCAUGCCUUCCAGAUCACAGGCCCGCUGCCCUCGCCCCUUCUCGUGCUCUGCCCCAGCCCGGCCGAGCUGGGCUGCUGGCUCUACCACCUGGAGAAGCAAAUAGCCUUCGUGGGAGGGCUGCCUCGCUGCCACCCAGCGCCCCCACAGGCCCCCCCCGAGGACGAGCUCCCCUGGACUCUGCAGCGCAGGCUGGCCCGGCUGCAGACGGCAUCGGGGCGCCACGUGGUGGGCAGCGCCAUCUGUGCCUCGAGGGUCAAGCUGCAGCAUCUGCCCUCGCAGGAGCAGUGGGACCGGCUUCUGGUCCUGUACCCGACCUCCCUGGCCAUCUUCUCCGAGGAAGCAGAUGGGCUUUGCUUUAAGGGGGAGCUCCCGCUCAGCGCCCUUCACAUCAACCUGGAGGAGAGGGAGAAAGAGAUCCGUUCUUUCCUGAUCGAAGGGGCCACCCUGCCUGCCAGGCCCCCUCACGGCAUCUGUGCGCCAGGCCGUCUCAUCAACACCAUCCGUGUGGUGUGUGCCAGCUACGAGGACUACAGCCAGUGGCUGCUCUGCCUGCAGACGGUCUGCCGCGGGGACCGGGCCUCCCCGCCGCCGGGCCCGGGGAGCUUCCGGGGGCUGCGGGCAUCCACACAGGCUGCGGGCAGUGGCCGAGGCUCGCUCUCCUCAGGCGGACGAACCAGCUGGGACGCGGGGUGCCUGGCGCCCGCCUCCGGCCGCACCCGCCGCUCCCUCCCUGAGUCCUCAGUGCCGUCCCCUGCGGGCUGCCCUGCCCGGCCCACGCCGGAGCAAGCCAACCCUGGCUGCACCAGCGCUGGUGGGCACAAGGCAAAGCUGAGACGGGGCGGCAGCAGCCGCUCGCCCAGGAGCAAGGCCCCGGGGGAGGGGCCUGGCCCAGCCACCCUGCUGCACCUGGACCUGACGCAGCUGAGCCUGGAGGACGGCCCUGAGGCCCCAGACCCCUCUCUGGAGACACCGCACUCCCCGCUCUAUGCUGACCCCUACACGCCACCUGCCACUUCCCACCGCAAGGUCACAGAUGUGCAGGGCCUGGAUGAGUUCCUCAGUGCGAUGCAGAGCUCGCUUGCACCUGCGCCCUCGAGCCCGUUCCCCUCGGUCCCCGUGUCCGUGCCUGUCUCUGACCCCAGCUCUGGACUCCCCGGCCCCCACGUGCUCUCUGAGAAGGGGGUCCCCCAGGCCCGGGCCUCUCAGCAGCAUCCCAGCUCCAUCAGGGCCCGGGGCCCCCAGCCUGCAGACGCCCCUCAGCUUGUGAGUGGGGGCCCUGCCUCUUCCUGGGAGAGCUCUGGGUGUUGCUUCCUGAAGGCACAUGUAUCUCCGCCCUCCCCACCAGAGGGCCGCCCCCCCAGGAGCUACGACAGCGUCCGGGACAAAGCCCUGCCACCUUCCCACCAGCGGUGGCCUCGAGGAGCGCCUGAGGCUGAAGGGGGGCUCAUCCAGUGGAUCUGAUGGCCCCCAAGAGGCUGCUUCUCGGAACCGCCCGCCUGCAUCGACCCCGGAGGGGCUGCAGCAGGACCUGGGGCUUCUGUGUGGGGCCACAGGCACUCAGUAUCGAGUCGCUGCCUGACCCCAGCGGGUGGAGGGGGCCUCCAGAGCCCUGAGUCACCCGGAGCCCUGCAGGGGUCAGGAGGGCCUCGUGCUCAGGGCACCUUGGCCAAGGUGACGGGACGCCCAGAGGGGUCGAACCUCAGCCUGCCUCUCAGGGGCGGAAGGAGGGAGGGGACGCGGGGCAGGGGCUUCACCUGGGAGAGGGAGGACGGCACAGGCGUAAAGGUCAGAGGGCUGCGAGCGUCAGGUUAGCGAGGGUCAGAGUACGUGCGGCCAGAGGGCACAAGGGUCAGAGGUCAGCAAGGUCUGAGCCACCACGGGCAGAGGGAGGAGGGUGGCCCGGGCGCGUGUGAGUGGUCGGGGGCUGGCUGGGCGAAACCGGCAAGAGACUCGGCGAGAAAGAAGGAGACUUUAUAGGUGCUGCGUGUCCACGUGUUCUGUGCUCAGCGCCGCGUCUGCUGCACCCCGGGGACCCUGUGCACGCCGCCUCAGGGCUGGACGCCCCCAGCCCCCAGCCCCCAGCCUAGCAGCCCCCUUGCUCCACCAGCGCCCGUGCCCCGCGCACCUUCCGGUCCUGCCUCCCGCUCCUCUCAGCCCUGGGCGAGCCCAGGCGCCCAGUCCCUGCACCUGGUGCCCUUGACCUCCCCCUCUGCGCCUCCUCCAGAGCUCCCCAGAAGAGGAGCUCCAGUCUCCGCCCUGCAGACCCCCAGCCUGCAGGGCCCCACUGGAUACCUGCUCAGCAUCCUGGGCAGGAGCCGAGGAAGGCUUGACCACAGACCCCUGGGGCUCAGGGGUCAGAGAGGCCCCAGAGGCCUCCAGCGGCCCGGCACACUUGUAAACAGGGCAGAGAGUCCCUGGGACGCCGGCCCCGCCCCCCAGCCCCAGCCUUGAGGCGCUUGCCCCUGCCCAGAGCUGCAGCUGCGGCCUCACUGCUGCUCCGAAGCGUCUAACUUCCGGUGCCCCGUCGUGCCGCUCCGUCCAACAGGAUAACCACAUAGGGUUAGGACUCCAGUUAACUCUGGUUUCAGAUAAACCGCAAAUCAUUCCCUAGCGUCAGUAGGCCUCGUACUGCGUGUCUGAGAUUCCAAUUUCACUGGACGCCCUGUUUUUUGUUGCUAAUCUGGCCACCUUACUAACCAGCUCCCUGCUUGGCCCCUACCCUCCCAGCCUUCCAGAAUCUCCCCACUCCCAAGUGGAGCGCAGCCUUGGCCUUGGCCACGGACUGGACCCUCAGGUGGAGUCCAAGGGAACCAGGACCGAGGACUCAGGCUCCUUCCUAGACGCUGCAGAACACAAGGGUCAAAGGGCAAGGCCUGAGGGCAGCGCCUCAUCUUGAGCACCUGUCCUGCAUCUUGAGCAUCUUGAGACAUUUCCUCACCCUGCGUCUUCCUGGGCUGAGCCUGGGUCCUAGGAGCUGGGGCUGGGGCUGCGGCUGCGGUGCCCCCGGCCCACCUGCCGGCGGAAGUACCGGAUGGCGGAGAUGGUUCCGAUGUUGGCCAGCAGAACUGCGAGAGAAGCACAAGACCUCCUGAGCGCCGGCUCUGUUCCGGCCUGGUCCCUACCCUCCAGCCACACGGCCUAGUCCUCAAAGGAUGGGAGGAAGCUGGUCGGGCGACGGUGGGCCAGCAACGCAGGAGAUGGGUUAGGGGAGAACCCUGCACCUCCCUGCACCCUUCACCCGUGCUGGCCCAGCAGCUGGGACUGAACACCACUGCCCCUCCGUUUGACUUCUGGACACCAGCCCGCCGCCCACCCACCCCCUCCGGCCCCGCCCCGGGCCCACCAACCUGUCUUCCAGGCAUCUGGGGCGUGCAGGUCUGAUGUUCUCACAGCCCAGGUAGCAAAGGCUACAAACACCAGGCACAUGUCAUUCUGGCUGAAGGUAAACGAGGUGAGGGGACCCCGGGGUUCCCCUAGGAAAGAGAAGCAUGUCCUGAGCUCCUGCUGCCCCACUCACACAUGCCUGAGACACGUCUGUCCUGAGUCACAUCCCCCCGUGACGCCUCUGUCCUAAGACACAGGGUAGUGUGUGGCACGGCUGAGUCAGGCUGACUUGGGUGAGUACGUCUGGGGCACCGUUUCCUGGUUUGUAAAAUAUCUUCCUUAGGGAACGUGAGCCUGACCUGGCAGGCAGCACAGCCUGAGCUGGAGCUGCCCCAGUGCCUGCCUGCUGCAGGGGGCAGGCGCUGCUGCUGUCUGGGCCUGAGCACAGACGUCACAGUCAGCGUGGAGCCAAACCUCUGCUUGGCCUGGGCUGCCCCACCUGGACCGUGUCCUGGGAUGGCCAGGAGCUGGUCCUUCCUGCCCAGAUCAUCCCUGAGGGCCCCCACCAGCUCACAACACAGGGUCCUGGCUUGCCCCUCCCCAGUGGCCCUCUUGGCCGAACUCCCCGGACAGUGUGUUCCCAGGUCCUGAACAGGCCAUGGGGCCCCCGCAACACACACCUGCUUGCCUGACGGCCAGGGUGAGCUGCUCCGCAGAGGCUGGGCUAGGCUCCGGUGGGGUGCCAGUCCCCGCUCCCCAGGGAACGGACCUGGCGGGCUCCGUGGCCUGCAUCUGGAGAAGGGCAGCCGGCCCCAGCGUGCCCCCUGACGUGUCCUCCCCGAGGAAGUGUUCAUAGGCCUCAGGGAUGGAGAUGGGCAUGGCAUCUCCUAGUGGAGGGGCCGCAGGCUCAGCCUGUAGGGGUGGGGCCUGCGAGCGGCCCUCCCAGUGCCUCGAUCUCUGGGUUUGGCCUUCCCGGAAGAAGAACUCACACACAUCUGGCCACUGGACUUCGGCCAGAGCCUGGCCAGCCUCUGCUUCCUCCUCAACAUCUUCAUCCUCCUCCUCGAUGGUGUCACAAAAGAAGAACUCAUAGGCUUCUGGGAGGGUCACCGCGAAGCAGCUCCUGGGCCCAGGCCCCGCUGAGGCAGAGGGGGCGGGGCGGGGCAGGUGCUUCAGAAUCCGAGGCUGGGGGGUGCGGGGCCCCACUGCCACCGCGUCCCAGGCUCCAGACCCCCUGUGGCCCCCAGCUGCUGUCCUGGGGGCUGUGGCUGAGGAGGGUGGGCCUGAGGCCUCUCCCGACCCUGGCUCCUUGGGGCUGGGCACAGCCAUGGAGAAUCGUACUUUCUUCUUCUUGGGAGCUCGGGUAGGGCCUACGGGGGGCUCCCCAGCGUGGUGUCCAGGGGCGCCUGCUGAGGGCUCCCCUCUAGGCUUCUGCCGGCCCCCCUCUGGAGACCGAACAGGGCUCAACCCCAGCUUGGCCACGGGGGCAACCUCCACCUCUACCAUGUCAGGCCCAGCCUGGGGGAUGGGAGCAGGUGUACACACACCCACACCUGACUUGGCCUCGGAAACCAGGUGAGGCAGAGCUGUACGUGGUAUAUCCUUUGAGACAGGUGUAGAUGAAUCCACCUCCGGCUGGACCACUGGGCCCGGCAUAAGCAGGUCCACAUCCAGUCUAGGCUUGGAGGCGGGUGUGGACAGAGGCUCAUUGGGUUGAGGCUUGGAAGCGGGCAUAGACUGAGGCUUAUUGGGUUGAAGCUUAGAGGUGGGUGUAGACAGAAGCACCUCGGGUUGAGGUUCGGAGGCGGGUGUAGACAGAGGCACCUCGGGUUGAGGUUCGGAGGCGGGUGUAGACAGAGGCACCUCGGGUUGAGGUUCGGAGGCGGGUGUAGACAGAGGCACCUCGGGUUGAGGUUCGGAGGCGGGUGUAGACAGAGGCACCUCGGGCUGAGGUUCGGAGGCGGGUGUAGACAGAGGCACCUCGGGCUGAGGUUCGGAGGCGGGUGUAGACAGAGGCUCAUCGGGCUGAGGUUCGGAGGCGGGUGUAGACAGAGGCACCUCGGGCUGAGGUUCGGAGGCGGGUGUAGACAGAGGCACCUCGGGCUGAGGUUCGGAGGCGGGUGUAGACAGAGGCACCUCGGGCUGAGGUUCGGAGGCGGGUGUAGACAGAGGCACCUCGGGCUGAGGUUCGGAGGCGGGUGUAGACAGAGGCACCUCGGGUUGAGGUUCGGAGGCGGGUGUGGACAGAGCUGCGUCUGAUUUAGCCAUUGUGACAUCUAGAGGCACCUCCAGGUCGAGCAUGGACAUAGCGCAUGGCUCAGCUCUGGGGGUCAUCCCGAGUAGGUCUGUACCCUGCUCAGUGGUGGGGACAGGUGUAGACGGAGCCACACCUGGCCCUUGCCGGGCCACCUGCUCAAGGGCCCCUGCAGGCUCUGGCCCCAGCCCGAUCUGCCCGGCUCCUGCUGUCUGCUCUGCUGUCCCCGCCGGGAGACGCUUCCUCCUGGACCCAGUCGGGCUGAGGCCGUCCUCAGGCCUGGCCUCGGUGAGCAGUGGGGAGUCCAGCUGGGCGGGAGCAGGGCCUGUGCCACCUGGGCGCCCACCUCCCCCCUUGGUGCCUGCAGCGCGCCUCUUGUUUCGGCUGGGGCCGCGCGGUGGGGCUCCAGGGCUGCCAGGCGGCUUCUGGGGGGCAGCGCGGCAGCCCGGGGCCUCGGGGCUCCGAAUGGGCGCGCCAGUGGGAGCGGCGGCGGGACCCCGGGGGGCUGGGCCCUGCAGAAGCCUCUGCGUCCCGUCAGUGGAAGACACUGGCCCCAGGAGGGGUGAGCCCUGGGCCGGAGGGGCGGCGCCAGGGCUGGGGGACGGCCGAGCUUCUGACAGUGCGGACGUGCUGGGCAGCUGCUGCCCAGCCUCCAGGGCCAGUGUGGGCUCGUGCCAAGACCUGCUGACCCGCUGUCGGAUGGCUGCCUUGCCCUCCUCCUCAAAGCCAGGCCAGGCACUCCCCCCAGGAGCCAGCUGCCCCUCGAGAAAGGGCGGGGGCCCUGAGGGGCUGCUGCCACUGCUGUCCCUUUGGUCCGUGUCACUGGACAAGAGCUCAUCCCCAGAGGCCAGGCUGGCCUGCAGGAGGCCACACUCCUCGGCAGCGGCCGAAAACUCAGCCCAGUCCUGGUCACUCAGCUGGACGCUGUACUGGAAGUUCUCCAUUCUGGGUCAGCGGAGGCACGGGAACCACAGACUAGGCUCUUCACGGACCCAGGCCCGGGGCCCCGGCCCGCGCACGCUGCCACCACCCCACCCACCCCGUGGGGCGUCCCCCGCCUCCCUGGCUUGGGGGCCAGCACGCCAUCUCCGUCCUGAAAGAAAGCAGAACAAACAGAGAAUCCAGAGGGAAGCCGUGCCGGUCUCAAACCUCAUGGCUUCCUGGAGUUAGAAGGCCCAAAAUUCCCACUUUCCCUGCUCCCAAACUGACCGCAGAGGACAACGUUACAAUGACAUAUCGUGACAGGCCUGCAUUCAAGUUACUGAAGUUCACUCAAAAAUAGGGUUCCUUGUGUUUGAGUUUUCAUCCCCAGGAGAAAUUUUCCUCCACAACGUCGCGCAUUUUAUGUUCAGCUGGGUCCGCCUCCAACGUUCCUGCAGAGUUGUUGCUACCAAGGCCAACUCUAUACAGCAAAGCCCAUUUCAAGGACCACCCACCAGGGCUCAGUUCACCUGGGCGACAGUCAGCCCUGGACUGUCCCAACAUGCCCCAGGUGGCAGCUGGCCAUUGGGGGGAGGAGCUGCAGUGUCCAGCAGGUGACCCGUCUUUGGUGAUGACCUUCCACUAACCUUGGCUGGGACAAGCUGCUGGGCUUCCUCUGAGCUUACCAAGGUCAAGCUGGUGCUGGCCAGAGCCCACUCAGGGGUCAUCAGGGAAAGCCUGGCUCUGCCCCUGGCCCAGUCAGGAGGUCCCAGAACAGAAAUAAGCCUCCUGAUUCCCACCAGCCCCCUGCGGCCAUCCUCAGGGUCUGUGCCCCUGACCAGACCUGUCCAGCUGGCAAAGGCCCCCUCCCCACAUCUCAGUGAACCAAGGCAACCCUACCUGGCUGAGAGUCCCUAACCUCUCAGCCCCCUAAGAGGGGCUGCCCUUUGGCCCUUGGUCAGCUGCCGCUGGACCCAGAGGGGUGGGAGGUCGCGCUGGCCAGACCGGUCCUUGAGAUGGAGGUGCCUUGAGACAGGGCACUGUGGCUUCCUGACCCCGCUGCACCUUGUCCUCCUCUCUGGUCCCAGGGGAGGUCCCUGUGGGGGCUGUCCCCUUUGGGAUCCCUUAGGGUGCGAAUGAGGGGCUGACAGUACUGUACCUGGGACCCCGCAGCCAGUCGGGGCAGCAGAGCUGGGCGUCCAAGCUGCCCGUCCCAGAGCGGCAUGGUGCAGGGCUCGCCGUGCAGGCCCCACCCCCAUUGCCCAAAAUACCACAGCCCCGUGGUCACAUGUCUGCUGCCAGGCGGCAGGGUACAGGCCACAAAUAGAUGGCAUUUGAGGGGCUUCCAGCUACGUGAGGGACGCCUUCCUGGUCAGGUCAGAUGCCAGUCAGAGAAUGCUGACCAGCGGUCGGCCCGCAGGGGCCUCCCUCUCCCACCCGGAAGGCCACUCUGUCGUCCACCUUGGCCCAAGGCUGCCCUCUCCUCUUAAAGUGGUCCCACCUAGUGUGAAAACUCGGCACCCCCACCCCCGACCCUCCCGUUGCCUCACCUGCUGGCAGCCCCCCAAGGCCAGCCCAGGUGCUUCUGGGUCUUAGGGCUUUACCCCGACACCUGUGGGGAGCAGAGGGGGCCGCAGAGAGAUGAGCCGGGAAGUGACUGGUCCUGGGUGCUCCUAGAGGUCACUGAAUGUGGCCACUGCCAACCGGGGUCAGGGUUUGCACUUCCGUCCUCUGGCCCCGCCCCUGGCAGCAUUGUGAAGCUGCUGGUGGGGCUUGGGAGACAAGUGGGCACCUUGAGGGCUCUUGGUGGAGGCGCCCACACGGGAAUGGGCUCUGGAGAGGGCUGAUGGGGGUCAGGGGAGAGCUGGUCAACUCCUGCCAGCAUCUCUCCCGACCUAGGCUUCUGCAAUUGGGGCCCAAGGUGGGGGUGGCCACGCAGCCUGUCUCUCCAGGAACGGGGGUCUGGUGCUGCCACCCCCAGGUCGCCAGGAGGAGCUGAGCAGGAGACAGGGCCUCUGAGAACAGCAGCCCCCUGAAGGCACCACCCUGCCCAGCCCCCUGAGCGCUUUUCCAAAAUGUGUCCAUCCUAAGAGGGGUGCCAGCAGGACCCUCUUUCACAGUUGAGCUUGGUAAGGCACAGAGAGGGUGAGUGACUUGUCCACAGCCACACAGCUAGUAAGUGGCAGAUCUGUGUCCCAAAGGCUCUGCUCAGAGCCGUCCUGCCCUGGAGGCUGGUGUUGCCUAUCCUCAGGCUGGUCACUGUGACACACACCCCUCCUACUGGGGGACAGAGGAGGGAGUGGGGGGGGGGGUCUGACAGCAAACAUCUAAACUAACAGGUAAAUAGGGUCAUUUCUGACAGCAACGCAUGUUAAAAAGGACCUAGAGUGGAGAGGAGGGUGGCCUCUGAGGACGGUCUGGAGGAUCGAGACUGGGUGGGUGGAGACGACGAGGGCCGAGUCUUCAUGUGGAGGAGGCCAAGUCACCCAGGAAGAGCAAGGUCAAGUGGCACCCUCGGCCACCCUGGGUGGGCGAGCCUGGCCUGGGUUUCUUGUCGCUACUGUGUGUGGGGAAAACCCAGAUGUCCCUCCUGUGUCUCUCCUGUGAGUCUCCUUUACUAGUCACCAGAAGUGGGGGGAAGGGGUCCCAUGCCAGGCAAUUCAGUGACACCAGCUGGGUGUCCAACAGGUUAACUCAAUUAUGAUAAUAUCUGGAGAUGUUUAGGGGCUCAGUCCCACAGACGGCCCCCAACUUCAGAUGCCAAUGACAAGGUGCUGGUCCCCAGGUCACCCACCACCUCUGUCUGACUUGGCUACAAUCAGAGGUUCCCACGAUCGCCUGCCCCUUGGAUUCAGUUAAUUUGCUAGAGCGGCUCACAGAACUCAGGAAACUAACGCUCACCAGUUCAUUAUAAAAGGGUAUGAUGAAGGAUACAGGUGAGGGUCCAGAUGGGAGAUGGACAGGGCUGGGUGGGAAGGGACGUGGACGCACCUCCAUGCGUCUCCAGCGAGGGAUUUUGUAGGGGCUUCCUCACACAGGCGCGAUCAGUUAUUAGCCCCCUUUUCAGCCCUUCUCCUUUCUCAAGAGGAUGGGGGUGGGGCCGAAAAUUCCACACUUCUAAUCAGGCUUCGUCUUCUGGUGACCAGCCCCCACAGAAGCCUCAUUAGAACAAAAGAUGCUCCUGUGCUCUCAGCAAGAAAUUCCCAGAUUUUCAGGCACUCUGUGCUGGAAUGGGGCAGAGCCCAGUACCCAUGCUCUCUGUCUUCUAAUCAUCCCACAGUCCACUCCUCAUCAGGCCCCGGAGUCGGUGGCUGAGGCUGUGUUGGUCACCUCCGCCACUGAGGGUGGUCCGUAUGGGACUGGACAUCCUCCCAUUGCUCUCCUGUGGAUGGUGAUUUGGGUUGUUUCCAGUUUGCAGCUAUUACAAAAAGUGAUGCUAUGAACAUUCUGGAACAUUUCUUUUGGUGGUCUUGGAGAGUUGUGGGGUCAGAGGUGUCUGUCCAGCUCUAGAGGACACUGAACAACAGUUUUCGGGAGUGCCUGCAGCCACACCACCUAUGGUCUGUCACCACCUGAUGCAGCACUUUCCUUAAGAAUGAAGUUAUUGGCCAUUGGCAUCUUCUUCUUCUUCUUUUAAUAUUUAUUUAUUUAUUUGACUGCGCUGGGUCUUUAGUUGCGACACUCGGGAUAUUCACUGCAGCAUGCGGGAUUUAGUUCCCUGACUGGGGGUAGAACCCUGGCCCCCUGCACUGGGAGUGCGGAGUCAACUGCUGGACCACCAGGGAGGUCGCCACUGGCAUCUUCUUUUGUGAGGAUGUGUGUCUCUUCAGUGCUUCUGCCUCUUUUCUAUGCCCUUUUCUUACUGAUUUGCAGGCAUUUGUUACCCAUUCUGGGUAAGGAUUCUGUUUCAAAUAUUUACUAUGAAUAUCUGCCCCGCCCCCCAUCUCAGUUUUUCAGUCUCUUAACAGCAGUCUUUCGAUGAACAGAAGUUUUAAAUUUUAACACAGUCCAAGUUAUCAACAAUGUCCUUUAUGCUUAUCAUUGUUUCUGUUUUUACAGAACUCUUUGGCUGUCCCCCCAAAGUCACGAAGAUAUCACUGUGUCCUUGAAUGUGUUUAGAGCUUCGUUGUUUUUCCUUUCUCACUGGUACCUCAAUCCGCAUGGCAGAUCUUCAUGGACGGUGGGGGAUGGGGUCCUGUCACACUUUUUUGUUUCCACAUGGACACCAGCGAGCCCAGCGCCACAUCCCCACUCCGCAGAGCACACGUGUGUGUCUGUCCCUCUACAGGGGCACAGCAGCAAAGCCCCCCACGGACUCCCCACAAGGAGGAGUCUGGAGGAUUGGGGACAGGGCCUUUUCAGCAGUUGCCAUGGCUACCCUGGAAGAAGGGAGUACAGGAUCCCAGGAGAGGCUGUGGGGAGGGCGCGGUGGACCUGGGUCCUUCUGGAGACCAGCUGUGGCUGGAGUUACGCGACGCGUCCCCUCCCUUCCCUGCCCCCUCCCCAGUCAUGGGCCUCCUGCCGGUAAGCGCUCUGGAGCGCACGGGCGCCUGCGCGCUCCGGACCCAGCUCCGCUCUGGGGGCCGUAGGUCUGGGCGGAGGCCCGCGAGCGGGGUGGACGGAUGGGCCGCGGCGGCCUCGGGGGAGCUGGGUCGGCGGCACGCGGCCUGCGGUGCCAGGCGGCGCCACCAGAGGGCGCGCGGGCGCCCCCGGAAGUCGGAGGAAAAGCCGGCCCAGCGGCGCGCGGGGGGCGUUGGCCGGGCGCCAGGGCCGCCCCCGAAGCCCGCCGGCCCGCGGCCCUUGGCCUUGAGACCUAAGCUCUGGAAAAUAAGAGUCGAGGUUCAACGCGCCGCUGUCACACGCCUGGCAGUCUUAACUGCUUUGCACAGUGUAUGGGCUUUUUACUUUUCAUUUUUUUAAUAGUUUAUGGAAGUAUUGCUUACAUAUGAUAAACUGCACGUAUUUUAAGUGUAAAGUUAGCUACGUUUUGACAUGAGUAUUCUCCCGGAAAGCCAUCACCACCCUCCUGAGAGUGAAAUGCCCGUCCCGCCAGGGGUUCCUGAGCCCUUGCUGAGGCAACCACCCCCCCACCCCCCACCCCCGCCCAGGCAGCCACGUGGGCCCGCUGUCCCUUCUGUCACUGCGGUUGGGUGGCACCGUCCAGAACAUCAUGGAGAUGGGAUCAUACAGUAGGCACGCGUUGGUGUAGUACAGAGAGUGCGGUGUCUGGCUUCUGUCCCUGGGCGUCGUUAUUUUGAGAUUCAUCUAUGCCAUUGCAUAUGCCAGUAGUUCUUUUUAUAAUUAAUAAGUAGUGUUCCAUUGUUGGACAUGCCAAGAUUUGUUUAUCCGUUCACCUGUUGAUGGACAUUUGGGGCUAUUAUAUAUGAAGCUGCUACAAAUAUGUGUGUUUAAGUCUUUGUGUGAGCAAGUGCUUGCAUUUCUCUUGGGUAAAGUGUUUUCCAGUGUGGUUCCCAUUUUCAUCCGCCCCAGGAGUGCCUGAGAGUUCCAGUUGCUCCACAUCUGCACCGGCACUAGGUCUGGUAUGACUUUUUAACUUUCCCAUUCUAGUAGAUGGUUAGUAGUGUCUCGUGCUUUUAACUUUCAUUUUCUUAUGACUAAUGCUGAGCAUCUUUUCAUGUGUUUAAAUGCAUCCAGGAAGUUCCCUGGUGGUCCAGUGGUUAUGACUUGGUGCUUUCACUGUGGAGGGCCUGGGUUUGAUCCCUGGUCAGGGACCUAAGAUCCCACAAGUUGUGUGGCAAAGAAAACAAUUUUAAAUAAAUAAAUAAGUAAAUAAAUAAAUACAUCCAUAUGUCUUCUUCCAUGAAGUGACUGAUCAAAUCUUCUGCCCAUUUUCUUCAUUGGGUUGUUUUCUUAUUAUUGAGUCUCAAGAGUUCUUUAUAUAUAUUUUUUAAUAAAUUUAUUUAUUUAUUUA
This is a messenger RNA of Hippopotamus amphibius kiboko, 13014 nucleotides long. It is a transcript of the gene PLEKHN1, whose product is annotated as pleckstrin homology domain containing N1. Bases 119 to 2044 code for a protein of 641 amino acids. The record is from RefSeq and is a predicted model, not a curated record. Gene Ontology annotation, biological process: response to hypoxia; 3'-UTR-mediated mRNA destabilization; positive regulation of apoptotic process. Gene Ontology annotation, cellular component: cytoskeleton; mitochondrial membrane. The transcript is spliced from 15 exons. Gene Ontology annotation, molecular function: phosphatidylserine binding; phosphatidylinositol phosphate binding; cardiolipin binding. Lineage: Eukaryota; Metazoa; Chordata; Mammalia; Artiodactyla; Hippopotamidae.